This is a messenger RNA of Pistacia vera, 843 nucleotides long. RefSeq names its product protein FAR1-RELATED SEQUENCE 2-like. The coding region runs from base 1 to 843 and encodes 280 amino acids. The record is from RefSeq and is a predicted model, not a curated record. Gene Ontology annotation, biological process: regulation of DNA-templated transcription. NCBI's taxonomy places the organism in Eukaryota, Viridiplantae, Streptophyta, Magnoliopsida, Sapindales, Anacardiaceae. The transcript is spliced from 2 exons.
AUGUUUUUCCGUAGCUUAUUGGAAUCUCUCUUCAAGGCAUAUAAAGAGCAUGCAAAAUAUAAAGGCUUUCAUAUUGCGAAGAAAUCAACAAGAAAUGGGAGGAAUGGUGAUGGAAGAUAUCAGACUAUUAGUUGUGACAAAGGAAGGAAAACAUAUUAUGAGAAGUCCUCGAAGAGGACAAAUUAUGUUGCUAGGUUAAGUGCGGUUCUAAGAUCUAAUGGAAAGUGGCAGGUUACAAAAGUUCAGACAAAUCACAAUCAUGAUUUGGAUCCAUCAAUGUUUAGGCUCAUGGUAGGGCACAUGAAUUUGAAUCCUGAAGUGAGGAGAAAUCUAGAGGCUAAUGAUAUUGCUGGGAUUAGCGAUUCUAGGUUGUCCAAUGUCAUUUGUGUUCAUCCUCGUUCCAAAGCUGCUUAUAAGGAGUUCAGUGAUGUUAUUAGCUUCGACACAACAUACUUAGUGAACUUGUACAAAAUGCCAUUCACGACAUUUGUGGGCAUCAACCACCAUGGGCAAUCCAUUUUAUUAGGUUGUGCCUUGAUUUUACAUGAGGAUGUUGAUACUUUUAAAUGGUUAUUCACUUGUUGGUUGUUAGCAAUAGGAGACGUUCAUCCAAAAACCAUAAUGACUGAUCAAUGCAAAAGUAUCAAGAAAGCCAUCUCAGAAGUCAUGCUCAAUUCUGUUCAUAGAUUUUGCUUGUGGCAUAAGUUCCAGAGAAGUUUUGCAGACUAUGUUAUUGUAGUUCAUGAGUUUAAAGUUGUCAUAUGUGACAGCUUAACUUUUGAGAUGUUCGAUAACAAUUGGCAUGGGUUCAUGGAGAGGCAUGGAUUGCAUGAAAUUGAAUGA